CCUCUAGCGGGAAGAUAGUUUCUUGCAUCACCGACUGAUCUCAAAUUGAUGACGUGGUGCGGUUCGUCGACCGGACGAUAAGGAUGGCCGACCAGAGCAGGCAAAUCAAACUCGCCGCAGCCAAGAAAAAGCUGAAGGAGUUUCAGCAGAAGAGUUCUCCUGCCAGUGGAGGAGAAGGAGGACCAGGGGCCAAGAAGACGAGGAAGGUGAAGGGAGGGAGCCAGCCAGACACACCCUCAGCUGACCGACACUCUCCAGACAAUAUUCAGAGUAUUCUGAAAGGUCUUAGUCAGACCAAUGGAUUAACUCUGCCUGCCUAUGGCAAAAGCCAGACCCACGUCCAUGGGGAGGUGAGGGGGUCCCCAGUUACCCAGCUACUGGAGGACCCAAACGGAGAGGCCGGCCGCGGCUCUCCUGUGUCUAACCCUGCUAGCUCUGCUACUAACCCUGAGUGUGCCAGCCAAUCCCACAACACUGACCUGCAGCAGAACUGCCCCCAUGACGGUAAUGAAAACCAUGCGGAUGAGAAUAGACCCCUGUCGUCCACAGAGAGCCUGCGACAGCUCUCACAGCAGCUCAACGGUCUUCUCUCUGGGUCAUCCACCACCUAUAUAAAUGGAGACAGUGCUCCCUCGCCAGCCAAUGACAAAGAACUGGAGAGUCGAAACCAGGAGCUGGCAGCCGCACUGGACUCCAGCAACCUAACAAACAAUCAGCUCAAUACCAAGCUAGACCGGCUGACCGAGCACUCUCAGGCGCUCACAGAUCAGCUGCAAAAGGAGCGAAGAGAGUUUGAACAGAAGUGUGUGAAGGAGCAAGGAGCAAUGCGGGAACAGCUACAGGUCCACAUUCAGACCAUCGGCAUCCUGGUGUCAGAGAAAUCAGAGCUGCAGACCGCUCUUUCGUACACACAGCAGGCUGCCCGCCAGAAAACAGGGGAGGCUGAGGAGCUGAGUAACCGUCUCCAGGCCACCAAACAGAGAGUCUCUGAGCUGGAGAGAACCCUGUCCUCGGUCUCCACACAACAGAAACAGUUUGACAAGCAUAACAAAGAGCUAGAGAAAGAGAGAGACAACCUGAGGCUAGAGGUGUACAGACUAAAUAGUGUGAGUGAGGAGGGGAGGCAGCAGAGUUCAGAGCUGUCAGAGCAGCUCAAGCUGAGGGUGAGUGAGAACAACGCUAUGAGACUGGACCUGGAUGAACUGCGUAAGAGACUGGAGAUGACUGACGACAUGCUGCAACAGUUUUCCAGUCAGUCAGGGCCUCCCAGUGCCAACCAGCAGAUGCACUUACUACUGGAGGAGAAACUACAGAUUGAGGCACACACUGCUCAGUUAAUGGAGUCUGUGGCCCAGCUGCAGACAGAGAGAGACCGCUACGCUGAGCAGAUCCAGGAGGAGGGACAAGUAUGGAAGGACAAGACGGAGCAGCUGCUCUCUCAGGUGACACUAGUAGCAGAGGAGAGGGACAGGAGCAUUAGUCAGAUACAGGAGCUUGAAGCCCAUAUCACAGAUCUGAAGCACACUGCAGCCCUUUUGUCUCAGGAGGGAGAGGCCCAGGCGGAGCCCCAGCCCUCAGGGCCCUCGGAGAGUGAAUUGGCCCUCCAGGAGGCCCUCGGCUGCCUGCAGCAGGAGAGAGACUCGCUCAACUCACAGUUCCAAGCCCAGCUGCGUGAUAACGAGCAGCUGAGUCGCAUGUGCUCUGAGCAGGAGUCCCGUCUCUCGGAGCUGGAGCGCCAUGUGGAGCGCGGGGCUGAGGAUGCAGAGGACCGCAGGCGCAUGCUGGAGGACGUGCAGAGUGACAAGGCCACCAUCAGCCGCGCCCUGGCCCAGAACCGCACCCUUAAAGACCAACUGGCUGAGCUGCAGAACGGCUUCGUCAAACUGACCAAUGAGAACAUGGAGCUGACCACUGCUCUGCAGUCAGAGCAUCACGUGAAGAAGGAGCUGGGACGCAGGAUGGGACAACUACAGGAGGACCUGCACAAUGUCAAGGAGCAGUUGGAUUUGAAGUCGCAGGAGUACCAGGCACUGCUGGAGCAGCGGGACCAGGUAGUGGCCCACCUACAGCAGUACUCUGCAGGCUAUACAGCCCUGGUGUCAGAGCGGGAGCAGCUCCACAGACAGUACCUGCAGCAGAGCCAGCUGAUGGACCGGCUGCAGCAUGACGAGACCCAGGGAAGGGUUCAGUUGGAGAUGAGCCACAAACAGCUGGAGCAAUACCAGGAGAGGCUGGAGCAGUUGUCCAGAGAUAACGAGCAGUUGAAGGCUGAAGUCACAGAGCUGCUCAACAGCUCAGCCCUUUCCACACUCCCCAGAAACCGGGGAGACGGAGUGGAGAGCCAAUCCCAGCAAGAGAGCCCACAGAAGUCCUCGAUCGCUAUCCCAGAAGACUUUGAGAGCCGCGAGGAGAUGGAGGAGUUUGUGCGCGGUGCGGUGGCGCGUGUGGAGGCAGAGCGAGAUGAGGUGAGGAGCAGACUGGAGGAGGAGAGGAGACUGCAAUUCGCUGCCAGACACCAGGCUGCAGCACUCAGCAUGGAGCACCACAGUCAUGACCACGACCACGGUCAGUGUCACGGUCACAGCCAUGAUGACCACAGUCACCUUGAACACACAGUCUCAGGAUCAGAGGGUGUACCAGUGGAGGUACAUGAGGCCUUGUAUGUUGCCAUGGAGAGGCUGCAGCAGCGCUUCACCUCUCUGAUGCAGGAGAAGGCUGACCUGAAGGAGAGGGUAGAGGAGCUGGAACACCGCUGUAUACAGCUGUCUGGAGAGACUGAUACUAUUGGAGAGUACAUCACCCUUUACCAGAACCAGAGAGCCAUCAUGAAGCAGAAACACACGGAGAAGGAGCAGUACAUCAGUAUGUUGGCCCAGGACAAAGAGGAGAUGAAGGCCAAACUGGCAGAGCUGCAGGACCUGGUGAUGAGGUUGGUGGGCGAGCGGAACGAGUGGUACAGCCGCUAUACUGGGGCGCUGGCUAGCGCUGCGGCUAACCCUGACUUGCUGCCAGCCGGAGAGGAGCAGAUCCAGGCUCACCACACACACAGACGCAUGGAGCUCAACGCUGUGGAUGGACAAGAGUCUGCGGAUGUAAGGUCAGCCGUGAAGCCUGACUCCACCGACCCCCCUCACGGUGGCCCGUCAGACCAGGUCCAGGGGCUCCCCUCAGACUCCCAGGCUCUGAUGAGGCCCCAAGAGGACGGCACGACCAGGCAGAUCAUGCAGCUGCUCCAGGAGAUCCAAAACCCCCAGGGGCCCCGCUCCGUGCCCUUCCUGGGGGACAACCCCUGCGUCCCGUUCUUUUACCGGCCCGACGAGCAGGACGAAGUCAAGAUCCUGGUGGUCUGAUGAUGAUGAGACUGUGGAGCUACGUUGGAGGAUCUCUGAACAGACAUACCAUUCCACCACGUCACACUCUACUUAGGUCAUCUAGGAUUUACACGUACACACAGUUCUGAGUAUACUGUCUCUCACACACAUGCACACUCACUCUCUCUACUUUCUGGGAGAGUUUGUUUCCUCUCCUUCCUUCUCACUCUUCCUUUUGAGUCCUUGGCUGGUCUCGCAUUCUGUUUUUUUUUUUCAUUGCACUAACAGAGUGAGUUAAGGAUGUGAACUCCUUGUGUGUGGCGGCUUUCCUCUCCUCGUCCACCUCUUCAUCCUCCUCCUUCGCAACCUCCUUACUUGCAGUGUGAAUGUUUGUCUGCUCUGUCUCCUUUAAUUGGUAUUUAAUACCAUUCGAUGAUUGGGAAGUAUUCCACAAGAUGCUAUUGAGAUUCUUCCUGUGAUUCUCUUGAUGGAGAGAUGUUUAUUCCUGCACAUUGAUCCCUCUGUUCACUAGCCUCCGUCUCUCUCCCCUUCUCUGCCAUUUCAACCAUAGGCGCAAUAAAGUAUCUCUGUCGCCUCUCCCUCAGUCAUUGUCUAUUAUAGGAGAAAUGUAAGGCUUUGAGUGAGACGUUAGCUGGCAACAAUGGAAUACAUGGAACGGUAUCAAACAAACACAUAGAACAUGUUUGACUCUCAUUCCAUUGAUUCAAUUUCAGCUCUUACAAUGAGCAUGUCCUCCUAUAGCUCCUCCCAACUGGAUCCCCAUUCACAAUGUGUCUGACUCUGGAGCAGAACUGGGCUAGUCUGUCUGUGUGUUUGGUAGGAGAGACAGACAUGGCUUGGUUUAGUGUCUGACUCUGGAGCAGAACUGGGCUAGUCUGUCUGUGUGUUUGGUAGGAGAGACAGACAUGGCUUGGUUUAGUGUCUGACUCUGGAGCAGAACUGGGCUAGUCUGUCUGUGUUUGGUAGGAGAGACAGACAUGGCUUAGUUUUGGCGCGUGGGCUGUCUCAAUUAAUCUCCUCGUCGCCUCUCCUCCAUGACCACUGAUCGGCGACAAGACUGACUCACUCACUCAGACAAGUGGUCAUGAAUGGAGGAGUACCGUAUCGAGGCACAGCCCUUGGUAGCUGUUGGUAUGUUCUAUGGCAGUGGAGUGAGUGUGUUGUCUGAGUAGGACAGGGUGGCAGGUGGGGUAGAGGAGGGCAGGACGAGUUGGGUACAGUACAUGGAGGUAAGAGGCCAGGCUCGAGCCUUGGCGGAAGUCAGUCAGGAAAGCAUUGGUAAAGACACUAGCAUUUGGAGUGAUGGGAGCAGUUUGCACUUUUCACUUCUAAGUAGGAUACGCCAUAGGACGUCAGGAAAGAGAGGAACUAGCAUGUAGACACAUGGCUGCUCACCACGACAACUACCUUGUCUAUCCAUCCUCUUUUAUGUGGAAACACUGAAAUUUGAACAUAUGUAUGUACACUAGAGAUGUAUCUUAUUUAUGCACACGAGCCAGUCAACUGAUUUGUAAUUCCUCCAGUUUUCUCUGCGGUUAUUUAUUUGAGGCCCCAUUUCAUAGCACCAGUUGAUCAUCUCUUGUUUAUCAAUCUUUCAAUUGUGUUGUGCUUGUUGCCCCUCAACAUAUCUCAUUUAUAAUUUAAGUCGCUCCCUUUGAGACUGGAUGAAGAUUGUGAGUCUGUUUGAUAAAUGAUUCAACCUCAAUUGUAUCCUCAUGAUUUGAAUGGUAGUUGUCUCUUCUCUCUAAAGUUACAUGGGCUUUUGCUGUAGGUUAUUGCACUAAAAUUGUACAGAGCUUCUAAUCAAACCGUGUCCCAUCUCACUUACUUUUGGAAAGUAGCUUUUCUAUGGCAGAUCCAUUCUGACAUUUGGUUUCUAUACUUGGGAGCCCUAUGAUGUCAUCAUGUGCACUUUGGCACAUCGGGGCUCAGGGUUCCACGAAUGAAGACCGAGUGUGUGUUGAAGUGACCGAAAUAUUGUGUGUGGCGCAGUGUGCACUAGGAGGAUGUGUAGGCAUGUACAAAUGAAUAGAGGGUUGUAAUGAUUCCAGUAACACACGGCAUGGGUAACGGGGUUAAGCUCUGCUGUUUGAUUGACAGGUGCAGGAAGGUCCUCUGUUUUUAGAUAACCUUACAAUGAUGACCCAAGUAAAGAUAAAAUUGCCAUAGGCACAUCUCUGCCACCCCACAGUUUUUGGGGAAAUGUGUGUACUCCCAAAAUAUUUAGGAUAUUUUUGAAUUUUUAUGCUUCCAGUGUAUCUCUGACUGCCAAUAUCCACAUUUGAUUUUUAUUCAAGAAUGGAAGUCUUUAAGCAUGUCAAAAACAGUCUGGAAAAAAAGGUUUUGGUGAUGCUAUGUGAGGUGUAUUAAAUGAGAUAUAGAAAUGAGUGGUUCUGGAGAGAGUUUUCGUGUGUGUGUGUGUGUGUGUGUGUACCUAAUCUGAACCAUGUCUACCCUGAAGCAAAGCACUUUUUGUAGUAGGACUUGACAUGAUUUCUGUUGAAAGUGAUCCCAUCUGAAUAUUUAAAUUCCUGGCUUUCUUAGCAUUCUUUUUUCCUUUAGAGAUAACUUUUGUUUUGGGAGUGGUAAAACCAAGAUAAUAUUUUAUAGUCAUUUACAACUAUUGUUUUGAAGUUGGUGACGAGAGAGUAAAAGUAACAGGUGAAAUAGUUUUUCCACGCUUUCUAAUUCAAACUGUUCUUUUGAAUGAAUGUGUGGGAUUGAGCAACAUGAUGAUUAAGAGACAGAGGUGAACUCCUGUUUAAAGGGACUGUAUAUACUGUAACUGUGUAACAUAUUGUAUAUUCAUUCUGCCUGGUGUGUGGGAAUAAGUGUAAUGGCUGUUUGUAGUGUUGCUAGCAGCCCAGAGGGCUUGUCUGUGUGUCUGUCUGAUCCAUUGUUGGCUUCAGGACACACGGACAGCUGAAGUGAAGGGGUGGGGGUACCGUCUGUGAUUUAAUACAAAGGUUUAAAAAAAAUCUAUUUAUUUGUAAUAAGUAUCGAAACUAAUCAGUUUUAAUGCAAUGUAGGAUCGUUGUGAGAACAAAAUGGCUUCCGGCAGUAUAUUUCUGAUGUGAUUUCUCCUGAUUAAAAGUGAUUGAGCAAAGCA
Messenger RNA from Oncorhynchus nerka (sockeye salmon), 6441 nucleotides. Its product is annotated as golgin subfamily A member 2-like. Gene Ontology annotation, molecular function: protein binding. The record is from RefSeq and is a predicted model, not a curated record. Gene Ontology annotation, cellular component: Golgi cisterna membrane; cis-Golgi network; Golgi cis cisterna. Bases 84 to 3350 code for a protein of 1088 amino acids. NCBI's taxonomy places the organism in Eukaryota, Metazoa, Chordata, Actinopteri, Salmoniformes, Salmonidae. The transcript is spliced from 27 exons. Gene Ontology annotation, biological process: Golgi organization.